Drosophila serrata is the source of this 734-nucleotide messenger RNA. RefSeq names its product Dorsal interacting protein 1 (gene Dlip1). Gene Ontology annotation, cellular component: nucleus. NCBI's taxonomy places the organism in Eukaryota, Metazoa, Arthropoda, Insecta, Diptera, Drosophilidae. Gene Ontology annotation, molecular function: zinc ion binding. The record is from RefSeq and is a predicted model, not a curated record.
UUUGCUCAAACAAAAAAGUCCGAGACUGUAGUGUGGCCGGACCAUAUUUUAAAUGAAUACCAAAGUAUAUAUAUCGAUAUAUAUGCUUAAAAAAGGCGGUUACACUGAUUUGCUCAAACAACAAAUUGAAGCAAAAUUUUUCUUUUAAAUUAUUUCGAAACUAAGGAACUGGCAUGGACAUCUUCGAAAACCUUUGUCGCACGUGCGGCAAUGAGUGCCUGGACCUAUUGAACAUCUACGAAGUGAGUGCUAAGGCUCUGGAUAAGAUGGUGCCCGUCGCGGAGAUGCUCUCCUCCUGCUUACCCGCCAACUUUCCGGCUCUGGAGCCAUCCGACGCCUAUCCCAAGCUGAUCUGUCGCAUUUGCUUGAAGAAACUAACCCUGGUAUAUGAGUUCAACCACCAGUGGAUGGCUGCACACACCGAGUUCAAUGUGGCGCUAAAAUUUGAAGAGCGGCGAAGGCGCAGCCUGGCCAGCAAAUCGCAAGACUUUAAGGUACCGGAUUUUCUCAAAACACAGGAAGUUCCUACAGCUCCCAAGAUGUCGCCGGAGGCUUGUGGGAGUAACUUAACUGUGACAGAGGAAGUCGAGCCCAAUUUUAAGUGCACCAUCUGCGACGAAUCCUUUCUUACGGAAAAGGCUUGGCGGUUGCAUCGCAAUUUCUCUCACAAGGACCUCUAAUACGCAACCGAGACUUUAGGGUAAUUAAAUAAUAUAACUCAGGAAAAAAGUUGA